Messenger RNA from Phycomyces blakesleeanus NRRL 1555(-), 969 nucleotides. RefSeq lists its product as hypothetical. Gene Ontology annotation, biological process: tRNA wobble position uridine thiolation. Gene Ontology annotation, cellular component: cytosolic tRNA wobble base thiouridylase complex; mitochondrion. The transcript is spliced from 3 exons. The record is from RefSeq and is a predicted model, not a curated record. Gene Ontology annotation, molecular function: tRNA binding. Bases 1 to 969 code for a protein of 322 amino acids. NCBI's taxonomy places the organism in Eukaryota, Fungi, Mucoromycota, Mucoromycetes, Mucorales, Phycomycetaceae.
AUGAAGCUUUGUAUUCUGUGUGCCAAACAACGAGCAGUUCUUAAAAGACCAAAGACCGGCCAACAGAUCUGCCAAGCAUGCUUUUAUCAUGUUUUUGAAACCGAGAUUCAUCACACAAUUGUCGACGCCAAACUGUUUCGACGGGGUGAACGAGUAGCGAUUGGUGCUAGUGGUGGAAAGGAUUCCACGGUGCUUGCUCAUGUGAUGAAACAGUUGAAUGAACAAUACGAUUAUGGCCUGGAUCUGUUUUUACUGUCUGUUGAUGAGGGAAUCACAGGAUAUCGUGAUGAUUCUCUUGAGACAGUCAAACGUAAUCAGCAGCAAUAUGAACUCCCACUGAAAAUUGUGUCUUAUGGAGACUUGUAUGGCUGGACUAUGGAUGAUAUUGUGCGAGAAGUUGGGCUAAAGAAUAACUGUACUUACUGCGGAGUGUUCCGACGUCAGGCCUUGGAUAGAGGUGCAGUAAUGCUGGGUGUAGAUCAUAUUGUGACAGGACACAAUGCAGAUGAUAUUGCAGAAACCGUAUUGAUGAACAUCUUUAGAGGAGAUAUCGCUCGAUUGGGAAGAUGUACAGAGAUUGUAACUCAGGGAGAGAGUUCGAUCCGAAGAUCAAAGCCAUUCAAGUACACAUAUGAAAAAGAAAUUGUGAUGUAUGCAUACUUUAAGAAGCUUGAUUAUUUUUCGACCGAAUGUAUAUACUCGCCAAAUGCAUACCGAGGUUAUGCACGUACUUUUCUCAAAGACCUUGAAUCUGUCAGACCCAGUGCGAUUGUCGAUAUCAUUCAUUCUGGAGAGGCAUUUGAGAUCAAGUCAACUGUCAAGAUGCCGAGUCAAAAGACAUGUGAGAGAUGCGGGUACAUGUCUUCAAAUGACACCUGCAAGGCGUGCGUUCUUCUCGAAGGUCUUAACCGAGGACUUCCUCAACUUGGAAUUGGAAAAGAAUCUAGAGUGGUAAGUUUUUGUUAUUGA